Molecule: messenger RNA, 120 nt
Organism: Funneliformis caledonium
Lineage: Eukaryota; Fungi; Glomeromycota; Glomeromycetes; Glomerales; Glomeraceae
Source: the annotation of a GenBank genome assembly
AUGGCAAUUAAAAUAACUUCUAACAGAAUAGAAAUAACACUUACCAGAAUGAAAAUAGAUGCUUUACUUACAAACGAAAAGAAUACAUGGCCAAAAAUUAUCAGCAUUAACCUUCAAUAA